UCAAAAAUUUCUGUAUUUGGGAUUUAACUUCAACUGUUUUAUACUAUUGCUAAGAUUUUACAAUCAGAAAUAUUUUAGUCUGUAAAUUCUCCUCCAAUGAUGCUUAGAUUCAGAGAAACGAGCGCAGCUUGAUUGGAGUAGACGUGUAAACAUUAUAAGUGGAAUUGCAAGGGGAAUUCUUUAUUUACACGAGGACUCUCGACUUCGAAUCAUCCAUAGAGACCUGAAAGCUAGCAAUGUUUUAUUGGACGAUGAUAUGAACCCUAAGAUCUCCGAUUUUGGCAUGGCAAGGAUCUUUGCAGGAAGUGAAGGCCAAGCAAAUACGACUACAAUAGUUGGGACAUAGUAAGUGCUUCAUUUCUAAAUUUUCUUUCCAAUAGGAAACUUAUGGUACUCAACAUUUUGUUCUGGAUUUUGGUAUUCGAAUUAGCGGAUACAUGGCUCCAAAAUAUGCAAUGGAAGGAGUAUAUUCUGUCAAGUCUGAUGUUUAUGGUUUUGGAGUACUAUUGCUUGAGAUCAUAACUGGGAUAAGGAACGCCGGCUUUCAUCAAAUGAAACGUGUUCCUAGCCUUGUUAACAUAUGUAAGCUACUUUAUGCACUUCUCUCAGAGCAAGACUCUUUGCAAUUAAACAGCAGCUUAAUGCUUAUCCAAUUGAUUAUGAUGCAGGCAUGGAAAUUAUGGCAUGACGGAAAAGGGUUGGAGCUACUCGACCCACUACUGAUCGAUUCAUGUGAUCCAGAUGAGUUUCUAAGAUAUCUUCAUAUCGGAUUGUUGUGUGUCCAGGAAGAUGCAUAUGACAGGCCAACCAUGUCUUCUGCUAUUGUAAUGUUGAAAAGUGAUACUGUAACUCUUAGCCAACCCGAGAAACCUGCUUUCACCACCGGAAGAUUCACUGACCAUUAUACUGAGACAGUUGGUAAUAGCUCUAUUAAUGGUCUAACAGUUUCUAACGUCAUGCCGCGAUAACACCAUGAGCUUCAUGAA
Messenger RNA from Pyrus x bretschneideri (Chinese white pear), 986 nucleotides. RefSeq names its product cysteine-rich receptor-like protein kinase 10. Lineage: Eukaryota; Viridiplantae; Streptophyta; Magnoliopsida; Rosales; Rosaceae. The transcript has a single exon. The coding region runs from base 438 to 968 and encodes 176 amino acids. Gene Ontology annotation, biological process: protein phosphorylation. Gene Ontology annotation, molecular function: protein kinase activity. The record is from RefSeq and is a predicted model, not a curated record.